AAGAGAAUGGUAUUGGAGGGAAUGGGUGAGGAGUUCAAGUCUGUUCAAGUGGUGUUAGCUUGACGAAGAAAGGUAGCCAUAUUAAGCGAAUCUGUGGCUCUUCAGAGUUGAGUUUGGGGCGUAGGUUUUAGCGUAUAGAGGUAGAAAAAUAGGAAUUAAGGAACAGAAAAUUACAAAGGAAAAGGCGUUUUUGUGAAUCUUGUGUAUGAAGAGACCACUGAGAGAGAGAGAGAGAGAGAGAUAGAUAGGGAGUUUUGAGUUUUGUUGUGGCUUGAUGAUCCAUGUCGAAAAUGAAGCAUCUUCUUCGAAAGCUUCACAUCGGUGGGGGACUUAAUGAGCACCAGCGAUUGAGCGAUUCCCAACCCGCGACGCGACCCACUUCGACCCCAUGCCCCAAUAGUAAUUCAUCGGUGUCUCCUUCUUCUGGGUCCUCCUCCUCUGUGGCUAUGCCGUCUUCCACUACAAUGGAGGCCGUUGAAUCGGUGGUUGAUCGGACGGCUUCUGGCGAUGUGGAUGGUGGCUGCGUCGAUUUCAAUGCUUUGGAGGAGGAGUUUCAGAUGCAAUUGGCUAUGGCGAUUAGCGCUUCCGAUCCUGAUUCGAGACAAGACACUGAGUCCGCUCAGAUCGAUGCCGCUAAGCGGAUGAGCCUUGGCUGUUCGCCUUCCAUCUCCGGCAGUAAAGCCCUCGCUGAAUUUCUCUCCCUACAGUAUUGGAGCUAUAAUGUUGUAAAUUAUGAUGAAAAAGUGAUGGAUGGAUUUUAUGACUUAUAUGGCAUUACUGCGAACUCUAGCACCCGAGGAAAGAUGCCACUGUUAGUGGAUCUUAAAGAAAUAUGUGUUACAGGUGAUAUCGAUUAUGAAGUGAUUUUGGUGAACCGCUUCCUUGAUCCUGAGCUUCAACAGUUGGAGAGACAAGCAUAUAACAUAUUCAUGGAUUGCGGAGUUUCUGAACAUGGCUUCAUUUUAAGUGGCCUGGUUCAAAAACUUGCUGAUGUAGUUGUUGCUAGAAUGGGUGGUCCUGUUGGGGACGCUGAAGAAAUGUUGAGAAGGUGGACCCUCAGGAGUUAUGAGUUGCGUAGUUCUUUGAACACGAUUAUUCUACCGCUUGGACGCCUUGAUAUUGGACUUGCACGUCAUAGAGCUUUGCUUUUUAAGGUGCUAGCUGAUAGGAUUAAUCUUCCAUGCAUACUUGUCAAAGGAAGCUACUACACUGGUACUGAUGAUGGAGCUGUGAAUAUGAUCAAAGUUGAUAAUGGAAGUGAAUAUAUUAUUGAUCUUAUGGGUGCUCCAGGCACACUAAUUCCAUCAGAGGCACCCAGCGGUCAAUUUUCGAAUUAUGGCUUUGAUAGGAGACCCGCAGAUGUUAUAGCAGUUCCCGAAGAUACACCGGUAUUAAAAAAUGAAGGAGCUGAAGCUGUAUUGAUUUCAUCUACUCAAGAUGGAGUAGAAAAUGUUUGCAACUUAGUAUCCAAAGAAGCUUCAGAUUUAGGUGUUCAAUCAAAAGAAAACGGCAGAAACUUUAUUGAAGAAAUUCUAAAUGGGAGUUCGGAUUAUGAUUUUGAGAAGCUUUUAGAAUCAGAAAGCAGUGCAUUUGAAAGUUCAUCGGGUGCAUGUGCACAGUCGGCAUCUGCGCAAAAGAAGAAAGUUAAAAAGGUAUCGAAGUAUGUCAUUAGUGCUGCAAAGAACCCAGAGUUUGCACAGAAAUUACAUGCUGUAUUGUUAGAGAGUGGUGCAUCACCUCCUGCAGAUCUGUUUUCAGAUAUAGAUUCACAGGGAAAUGGUGAAAGGAAAGCGAUUCACCAAAUGUAUCCGAUCAACGGGAAAGGCAUGGAUGUUGGGCUUCAGUGCAACCCUUUUGUGUUGGCAAGCCAGGGACAGUCUUCUGCUGAAGCAGAGUAUUUGAACAAUCUUGUCCAUGAAAAUAAGCAGAAAGCGUCUACUGUGGGAUCAACCGAAGAACAAAAACCUGAGACAAAUGCGAACAAUCAUGGCACUUUUUGGCCUCAGAGUAUGAAUGAGGGGUUUGUGUUUGUUGAUGUUAAUGGUGAAGCAGGAAAAUUGGUUGAUGUUAAUGGGACUCUUCAUCGUGAACAUGUGGAUGGUGUUUCGUUAACCUCUGUUGCCAAUUCUCAUAAAAAACAACUAGGAAGUACCUUAGUGGAUGAAGAAAGAAGAUGGUUGCAAGAUAAUCGUGAGAGUCCAUCAGAAAAUUUGAUAGAACUUGAUGAUAGUAACCUGCAUGCUAGUGAUGGCCACAGCGAGACGAUCAACCCGAUAUUAGGCGAAGUUGCAGAAUGGGAAAUUCCUUGGGAGGAUCUUCACAUUGGUGAACGUAUUGGUAUAGGAUCGUAUGGCGAGGUUUAUCGAGCAGAUUGGAAUGGGACUGAAGUUGCUGUGAAGAAGUUCUUAGACCAAGAUUUUUCCGGUGCUGCUUUGGUCCAAUUAAAAUGUGAAGUUGAAAUCAUGUUAAGACUGAGACAUCCUAAUGUUGUCCUUUUCAUGGGAGCAGUCACUCGCCCUCCUCAUUUCUCAAUCCUCACAGAGUUUCUUCCCAGGGGAAGUUUGUAUAGGUUACUGCAUCGUCCCAAUUCUCAACUCGAUGAAAGGAGGCGACUGAGAAUGGCUUUCGAUGUGGCCAAAGGAAUGAACUACUUACACACAAGUCAUCCAACCAUUGUUCAUAGAGAUCUUAAGUCCCCCAAUCUCCUCGUUGAUAAAAACUGGGUUGUCAAGGUUUGUGAUUUUGGGUUGUCACGUGUCAAGCAGAACACGUUUCUGUCAUCAAAGUCAACUGCUGGAACGCCCGAAUGGAUGGCACCAGAAGUUCUAAGGAAUGAACCGGCCAAUGAGAAGUGUGAUGUGUAUAGUUUCGGUGUGAUCUUGUGGGAGUUGACGACAUGUCGCAUACCGUGGAAAGGUUUGAACCCAAUGCAGGUUGUAGGAGCUGUAGGAUUCCAGAAUAGGCGCCUGGAAAUCCCAGAAGAUGUUGAUCCAGCAGUAGCACAGAUCAUUUGCGAUUGUUGGCAAACGGACACGCAACUGAGGCCGUCAUUCUCUCAGCUUAUUACUCGAUUACGACGUCUUCAACGGCUUGUUCGGAAAACAAACUCCGGGAAUCUAAUAUCGGAGUGAACAGAAAAGAUUCAUGUGCAUUUACAUUGAAGAAGUUGUUCAAUGGCUCGAAGAGUCCGAACAGCCAGCGUUCGUUUCUUUUUUCGUUUCUCCUUUUUGAGUAAAGCUGUUUGAAAACACUGCAACUGGAUAGGGGAAGUGCUAGUUCAUUCAAAGUGGGAGCUCAGCACAAACUUAUUUAGGAGUGGAAAGUGGAAGAUCCUCCAAAACAACAGGUAGCUGCAUAAGUUAAAGAGUGUGCAGUGGUGGGAUCUGCCAUUUUUUUAUAUAUUGUAGUUCUUGAUGUGUAUGUAAGAAAAUUCCCAGAUGAAAGGGGGAAAAAAAGAUGAAAAAAAAAGGAAAAAAAGGGGGAAAAUAAUAAGUCCUUCCAAGCUUGAGCUGUGUGUGUGGCUGUGGAGGCCUUUGGGGAAUUGUAAACAUUUGGUCUCUGCAGAUUACUGUGUAAAAGAAAUUUAACCCUCACAAGAAUGAAAAGCACAAAGAAAGAUUCAUAUGAA
Molecule: messenger RNA, 3628 nt
Organism: Cucurbita moschata (crookneck pumpkin)
Lineage: Eukaryota; Viridiplantae; Streptophyta; Magnoliopsida; Cucurbitales; Cucurbitaceae
Product: probable serine/threonine-protein kinase SIS8
Exons: 13
Coding region: 282-3131 (949 amino acids)
Biological process (GO): protein phosphorylation
Molecular function (GO): ATP binding; protein kinase activity
Source: RefSeq, a predicted model, not a curated record